AUGGGUUUUCAACACCAUUUUCUUCAACAAUACAUAUCAACACUUAAAUUAGUACAAACGAAAUUGGAGUGCAAUUUUCUAUACGAACCUUUUAUCAAAAUUCCGUUAACCAUGAACGCAUUACUGAACUUUUCAGAUCUUAGCCAUUUCCUUUGUAUUGCCUCGGGCGAUUUCGCUUGUUGCAUCUUCAAAAGCACAAAACAAAAAGGAUCUACAAAUCCUUUGAUGAGUAAGGAAACGCAAACCAAUCGGGUGCGUUUGGAACUUUUGUCUGUGAAGGACGCGUUUGCGGCUGAAAACACCACAGGAGAGGCACUUUUGACUGUGACGAUACUGAAAGAGAAGAAAAAGUUGAAAUUGCAACGGAAGCCGCCUUACUUCAUGCCUGCCCCAAACAAUAAAUUUGAAAUUGGGAAAAUCACUAUAGGGGAUAAUGCCCUUUCCUUUCAGUUUACAGACUCUGAGAAAAAGCAAACGGUCAAACACUAUACUGCGACAUUACCCCUCAACGAGUUGUUACCGUAUAGUUCAAACCACGUCAAAGAAAUUGAAUUUGAGAACGAAACGAACAAAGACGACCAGAUCAAACCCAAAUUCACGUUUUCGAUGUUCCUCUUUUUGGAACGAGACACUAAAGCAGAGAAACAAAUCUUGAAACACCAAGACGCACUGUAUAUAGCAACAGACAAAUCCGAUUUAAUGUUAAUUAUGGCGGCCUUGGAAGCGCCUAAAGUCAAUGUUAACUUCCAAGACCCACAGACAAAGAACACCGCAUUACACUUGGCAACUGACAAAUCAGCGAAUGAACACAUCAUUCUGACACUCUUAAAGGACGAACGAGUCAACGUCAAUAUCUUGAAUACCGACGAUAACACACCCCUCCAUUUGUUCUGUAAAAACUUCUCUAACCCUAGUUGCGAAGAGGCUUUCAACCUGUUCAUGAAACGAUCGGCAGAUAUUAACAAACGAAAUAAGAUAGGAGAGACUCCACUCCACAAGGCCGUGUUUAAUACCUGCGUGAGGAUGUUUUUAGUCGAAAUGCUCUUGAAGGAAGGUGCUGACGUCGACGCAAAAACGGAGAAUGGGAACACUGCGAUGCACUACGCGGUGUAUAUGGAACGGACCGAUCUGAUUUCCAUUCUUCUUGAAAACAACGCGUCACUCACCGUGAUGAAUAACAAGAAAGAAACGCCCCUCUCCAUUGUGAUGCACUCGAAAAACACGAACUUCAAAAACUCUGUUCUGUACUUUAAAGACCUCUGCGAGUAUUUGAAGACGAUCAAUGUCGACCAGAAUGAGACCAAAAUAUUCAUUCACAAUCGGCUGUUCAAAUGGAAGUUACGGGAAUUGACUGCAAAGCAAAUGGAAAAGCUUGGGAUCACAGCUAUUGGGCGACAAAGGGAGUUACUUCAGAUCUUCUCGAAAUUGACGGACGUCGAUCCUGUCAAGGCGUUAGACAAGUCGAAUCAGAACGAGUCGGAAGAAGUCGAAAGGAAGAAGUUACUUGAAACGAUCGAACAUAGUCAGAAGUUUGUAUAUAAGGUCGAAUACACUGAGUUGAUAGGGACUGGGACAUCAGGGAAAGUGUUUAAAGGGAUAUUGGGGGAGAAGAUAGUAGUUGCAGUGAAGACUUUGAAAGCGGGGAGUUUGAAGGAAGUUGAGGAGUUUCAGCAUGAGUUUGGUGUGAUCAGUAAAUUGAAGAACGAGAACAUUGUGAACUUCUAUGGAGUCUUUCAGAAUGAAGAACAAAAGAUGAUGAUGGUGAUGGAAUAUUGCGACAAAGGAAGUUUGUAUGAUGUGUUGUCGAAAAGUGAGCAACGCAUUACUUGGAAGACAAUGAUCGACUUCUCGACGCAAAUAACUUUAGGGUUGGAGUAUUUACAUAAGCUCCAUAUUUUACAUAGAGACUUGAAAUCAUUAAAUAUCCUUGUCCAGUCGGGAAAGGACGAGAGAGACAUUUUGAAAAUCUGUGACUUUGGGUUGUCGAGGUUCGACGAUACGGCAAAUUUGAAUACGUUACAAAAACUCCGAGGGACUUACGCGUAUUGUGCACCUGAAAUUUAUUUCAGUCAACCUUUUACUGAGAAGUCAGACGUAUACAGUCUGGGGAUUAUCAUUUGGGAAAUGACGUACAGGACAGUCUAUCAGAAAUAUAUGCGUCCGUAUCAGGAGUUCUCCGAUAUUAAAUUGGACGUCCAAAUCAUAUUGAAGUCGGCGACGAUGGGCGUGCGUCCGACUAUACCCCCAUCAACACCGAUUUUACUUGUGAGUCUUAUUAAACACUGUGUGAUCAAAGAACAAGACGGAAGGCCUUCAGCAAGUGAAGUGUUCAAACGAUUGGAGGAAAUGAAGGCAGAGUAUGAAAGCAACCCAUCCUUGUGGGAUACGUGCGUUGUGUCAAACGAAAAAUAA
Messenger RNA from Entamoeba invadens IP1, 2412 nucleotides. RefSeq lists its product as hypothetical. The record is from RefSeq and is a predicted model, not a curated record. The transcript has 4 exons. The coding region runs from base 1 to 2412 and encodes 803 amino acids. Gene Ontology annotation, molecular function: protein kinase activity; protein binding; ATP binding. Lineage: Eukaryota; Evosea; Mastigamoebida; Endamoebidae. Gene Ontology annotation, biological process: protein phosphorylation.